CUUUCUUGUUGAUAGUUUUGACUUUUGACAGCUGACAAGCUGACAUUGCAGAUCAAGCAAUAUCAAGGGUGUUUUGAACCUUUAUUUUGAAGUAAAAAAGUAAAAAUUGGAAUCAAACAAUCUUAUUUAUAAUUGUGAUUGUGUUUAAUUCUGCAAUAUCUCGCACAUAGACAAUAAUCAUGGAAAGCGAUGAUCUCGGGAAUGAAAUAGUAAGAUUGGACAAUGGCUUCAUGGUAGAUGAAGAGGAAACUUUUGUUGUUAAUUCUGAUGAUGUCUUGGAGCAGGAAGAAAAUAAUUCAGAUUCAAAUUGUGGCGGCAAAAAUGUUCCAUUGCGAGAACAGGAUAGAUUUUUGCCAAUCGCGAACAUUGCUAAAAUAAUGAAAAGAGCAAUACCUGAGAAUGGAAAGAUUGCCAAAGAUGCGAGAGAAUGUGUACAAGAAUGUAUAUCUGAGUUCAUAUCAUUUAUAACGAGUGAGGCGAGCGACCGUUGUCAAAUGGAAAAACGUAAAACUAUCAAUGGAGAGGAUGUUCUGUUUGCUAUGAAUCAGUUAGGUUUUGAUAAUUACGUGGAUCCUUUGAAGAUAUAUCUAAAGAAAUAUAGAGAGAUUGUUUUAUCACCGGUAACAAUAAAUAAGUUGAACAAAGCUUAUGUUCUUUCCACUCAUUAUCGAGAACCGUCAACUAGUUAUCCUGAAAAUGAAGAAGAUGUUAAAACAGACACAAUCCUGUGUUCAUUUAAGAAGGGUCUUGGAGAUUUUAAUAUUAAUUAGUGGUGAUAGAUAAGGAAAUAGUGUGAAGUGAAUGAAAUUCCAAAUGUGACUUGUAUUGAGAUAUUUGUCUCCUUUUUGUCGAAGAGUAUGAAAAGGAUGGCAAUAUGGAAUUAUACAAGUGCUUCGAUAGUCGAAAUAAAUUGACGUCAUUCUCACGGUCGCUUUUUUAACGCAAGACGUUUUUUAACGCUCUAGUUCAUACGAACUUUUUAAAAUAAACCUUAUUACUUUUGGGCCAGUGCUCAAAAUGCUACGCGGGAUAAAAAUAGCGUCACUUUAAAAGCGCAGCCUGAACAUAUACAUGGAAUUGCAUUUUGUUUGUUUGAGCGGUUUUUUAACGCGAGUUGAAAAAGCGUCCGUGCGAUUGAGCGUUCAAGGGUUUUUAUGUUACAAAAAUCAGAAAAAUAUCAUGUUUUGCAUUAUCGUCAAUUUAUUUUUCUUUUGGGAUAUAUUUUGGGAAUCAAUUUAAUGAUGUAAAGAGUGUCAAUAAAAAUGAUUUUUUCUAAA
Papilio polytes (common Mormon) is the source of this 1277-nucleotide messenger RNA. RefSeq names its product nuclear transcription factor Y subunit B-3 (gene Nf-YB). Gene Ontology annotation, cellular component: CCAAT-binding factor complex. The coding region runs from base 180 to 770 and encodes 196 amino acids. The record is from RefSeq and is a predicted model, not a curated record. Gene Ontology annotation, molecular function: DNA-binding transcription activator activity, RNA polymerase II-specific; RNA polymerase II cis-regulatory region sequence-specific DNA binding; protein heterodimerization activity. Lineage: Eukaryota; Metazoa; Arthropoda; Insecta; Lepidoptera; Papilionidae. The transcript has 6 exons. Gene Ontology annotation, biological process: regulation of transcription by RNA polymerase II.